CCCCUCUUUCAAGCAUCGUUUCUCCCUGCUCGCGACCUGGUGGCUCCCUGUUUACGCGGUUCUCGGGCAUCUCCUGCUUCUGGCUAGUCCCACGAGUGCAGUGCCAUCUUUUUGUGUCCGGUAGAGCCCUCGUUCUACCUCAAUUUUGCAACUCUUUCACUAAUUUCCUUCAAGACAUCGAUCUUCCGGUUUCCCUUUGCGGGUCGAUUCCCAGUUGAAUAGGCAUCAUGUCUGACAAGCUUACUCGGUAAGCCUUCGUUACGACCUUGCAACCCUUCUGCAACUCGGCGCCUGGUGCUAAUCGAUCUUUUUUCUCUCUCAAUAGUAUUGCCAUUGUCAACAGUGACAAGUGCAAACCGAAGGUACGAGACUCUCUUAGCAGCAUCCGCCGGUUGUUCCCUCGUCCAUGAUACUCAUAUUCCCAGAAAUGUCGUCAAGAAUGUAAAAAGUCUUGCCCUGUCGUCCGUACGGGUAAGCUGUGUAUCGAAGUUUCUCCGGAAUCAAAGAUCGCCUUCAUCUCCGAGCGCCUAUGUAUCGGUUGCGGUAUCUGUCCCAAGAAGUGUCCUUUCGGUGCGAUCCACAUCAUCAACUUGCCAACCAACCUGGAAACCCAGGUCACCCACCGUUAUUCCGCCAACAGCUUCAAGCUUCACCGUCUCCCGAUGCCCCGUCCCGGUCAGGUUCUCGGUCUGGUUGGAACAAACGGUAUCGGAAAGAGUACUGCUUUGAAGAUUCUCAGCGGCAAGCUGAAGCCUAACCUUGGACGUUAUGACAACCCCCCCGACUGGGAGGAAAUCUUGAAGUACUUCCGUGGAUCCGAAUUGCAGAGUAUGUCAACCCAGCAAGUCGCCUGCAGAACACGAUUCAAUGGGUUCUAACCAGCGCAGACUACUUCACCAAGGUCCUCGAGGAUAACCUGAAGGCUGUCGUGAAGCCUCAGUAUGUCGACCAGAUCCCCAGGGCAGUGAAGGGCCCUGUCAAGAACGUCGGCGAGCUCAUUAAAGCCCGUUCUCAAUUGGACAACAUGGAGCACAUCCUGGAGAGCCUCGAGCUCAAGCAGGUCCGUGACCGUGAUAUCGACCAUCUUUCCGGAGGAGAGCUUCAGCGUUUCGCCAUCGGUUUGGUCUGUGUUCAGAAGGCUGAUGUUUACAUGUUCGACGAGCCGUCCUCUUACCUUGAUGUCAAGCAGCGUUUGGCCGCUGCCCGUGUUAUCCGGGAGCUUCUGCGACCCGACGACUACGUCAUCGUUGUCGAGCACGAUUUGUCCGUCCUUGAUUAUCUUUCUGAUUUCGUCUGUGUGCUUUACGGAAAGCCUGCUCUAUAUGGUGUUGUUACGCUGCCUGCUUCUGUUCGUGAAGGUAUCAACAUCUUCUUGGAUGGUCACAUUCCGACGGAGAACCUGCGAUUCCGUGAGGAGUCCCUCACUUUCCGUCUUACGGAGGCUGGCGAUGAUUUCAUGGCCGACAAGGGCCGUGCUUUCGCUUAUCCUAGCAUGGAGAAGACCCUGGGUAACUUCCACCUGAAGAUCGACGCUGGUAGAUUCACAGACUCUGAAAUCGUGGUCAUGAUGGGAGAGAACGGAACCGGAAAGACCACUUUCUGUAAGAUGCUUGCUGGCGCCGAGAAGCCCGACGACGGCAAGUCGGUCCCUCGCAUGAACAUCAGCAUGAAGCCCCAGAAGAUCACCCCCAAGUUCCAGGGCACCGUUCGUCAACUGUUCUUCAAGCGUAUCAAGGCUGCUUUCCUGUCGCCGCAGUUCCAGACCGAUGUUUACAAGCCGCUUCGCAUUGACGACUUCAUUGAUCAGGAGGUUCAGAACCUGUCUGGUGGUGAAUUGCAGCGUGUCGCCAUUGUCUUGGCCCUUGGUCUCCCUGCCGACAUCUACUUGAUUGACGAGCCUAGUGCCUACCUUGACUCUGAACAGCGUGUUAUUGCCGCGAGAGUCAUCAAGCGUUUCAUUAUGCACUCCAAGAAGACCGCCUUCAUCGUCGAGCACGAUUUCAUCAUGGCUACCUAUCUCGCCGACCGAGUGAUUGUCUUCGACGGUAAGCCGUCCGUUGAUGCCCACGCCAACGCCCCCGAAUCCUUGGUUACUGGUUGCAACAGUUUCCUGAGGAACCUGGAUGUCACCUUCCGUCGGGAUCCCAACAGUUACCGCCCUCGUAUCAACAAGUACGACAGUCAAAUGGACCAAGAACAAAAGUUGGCUGGCAACUAUUUCUUCCUGGAAGAAGAGAGUUGAAGAGGUUGUUCCUGGAAAGCAUGACCGCGAUCAUCACAGGCGCGAUGAUCGCGACUCCCGCCGUCGGCAAUACAAACGUCGCGGGGAAUGGAGAAACCUUCAUUUAAUGGCGUUUUUCGGCGUUAUGAAGGCUUCAGCUCAACAUAGGCGACGGGGUCGCCGUGGUGUGCGCCUCACCGAUGAUAUGGAUGGUGCUACUGAUGAGGAAGAUGGUGACGAUGACGACGAUCUCGACUAAAGACAGUGGUUUUUUAAACAAACUCCCUGUUCCUGUCCACGCUUUGCUGCGUCCGGAUCUCGUCGCCUCCUCUUGUGUGCACCCCCUGCUCUUCUAUCGGUUAAAGAUACUCCGUCUCCAGGAUUUUUUGGUCUUUCCAAGAAUGCUGGGGACAUAGGACCCCGAUCCAUGAGGGCUUUGCUUGGGUUACGGUUUCUGGUUGGCGUGAUCAUGCCGGAGUUGUGUCUGUCAAAAGUUUGAAUGAUUCUAUGAUAUGAAUGGUCUCAUCGGCCUGCAUGUUUUAAGGAUUCAGCACUGAUGGCUGGAACUAGGUUAGCUACUUUUUUUUUUCACUGUCUAUAGAUACUUGCGUGUGUAUACACGGGAUUUUAUAGUUGAUCUACCUUGAAU
Messenger RNA from Aspergillus melleus, 2870 nucleotides. RefSeq names its product Fe-S cluster-binding ribosome biosynthesis protein, variant 2 (gene RLI1). The record is from RefSeq and is a predicted model, not a curated record. Gene Ontology annotation, biological process: ribosomal subunit export from nucleus; translational termination; translational initiation. Gene Ontology annotation, molecular function: ATP binding; iron ion binding; ribosomal small subunit binding. Lineage: Eukaryota; Fungi; Ascomycota; Eurotiomycetes; Eurotiales; Aspergillaceae. The coding region runs from base 1025 to 2242 and encodes 405 amino acids. The transcript has 5 exons.